AUGCUUAGGAUACUUCCACAUAUUCGUAACUGGGGGCCAAUCCUACGAGGGCAUGUUCCAAGCAGGGAAGGUGGAGGUGGUGGAGGGGACCUUGGCAGAGGUACCGGUGGUGCACGUGGUGGAGCAGUUGGUGGAAACACUGGUGGUACUCUCUUUGGAGGAGCAGCUGGUGGAAGUUUUGGUGGAGAGACCGGAGGUGUCCGUGGAGGAGAAGUUGGUGGCAUUCUUGGCGGAGACAUUGGUGGUACACGCGGAGGAGAGGUUGGUGGUGCUUCUGGUGGAGACAUAGGUGGUGCCUUUGGAGGAACCGUUGGCGGACUUCUUGAGGGAGAAAUUGGUGGUAUUAUUGGAAGAGAAAUUGGUGGUGUUCUUGGAAGAGAAAUUGGUGAUAUGAUUGGAAGAGAAAUUGGUGGUAUUAUCGGAAGAAUUGGUGGUGUUCUUGGAAGAGAAAUUGGUGGUAUUAUUGGAAGAACUGGUGGUAUUAUCGGAAGAGAAAUCGGUGGUAUUCUUGGAAGAGAAAUUGGUGGUAUUAUCGGAAGAAUUGGUGGUGUUCUUGGAAGAGAAAUUGGUGGUAUG
This is a messenger RNA of Raphanus sativus (radish), 576 nucleotides long. RefSeq names its product glycine-rich cell wall structural protein-like. The transcript is spliced from 2 exons. The annotation marks the transcript as partial. The record is from RefSeq and is a predicted model, not a curated record. Lineage: Eukaryota; Viridiplantae; Streptophyta; Magnoliopsida; Brassicales; Brassicaceae.